ACAAAGCUACGAAGGUCUGCUCUCAUCGCUUCCUGGCUUGAGAGAUAUGGAUAUCACUAUCGAUGAUGCAGAGAGAGACAUACCUCAGAUCACGGCUGGUCUUCGUCGGACCGGAGGACAGCAGCUCACACACAUCAUACUUGUAGCACCACCAUCGCUCCCAUCAGAGAAGAGCUGUGUAUCGAGAGAGACGAUGAGAGGACUGGGCCUUCUGAUUAGAAAACAAACCAAGAACCUACAGUGGCUAGGUCUGUCCGGGAUGAAGUCCUUGGAUGGAGAAGACUUUGUUGAACUUGUCGAGUCUUCAACAGAUUUUAAAGCAUCGGAUAGUCUGCGUUUCAAGUCUACUGAUGAUGAGUCUUUCGGCUACGAUAGACAGUCGGAUGUUCAGUUGCCCGACAAUGGAACAGGUCUGGCCUGGCCCCCUGAGCAUGAUGGAGGUCUAUAG
Molecule: messenger RNA, 448 nt
Organism: Strongylocentrotus purpuratus (purple sea urchin)
Lineage: Eukaryota; Metazoa; Echinodermata; Echinoidea; Camarodonta; Strongylocentrotidae
Exons: 3
Coding region: 47-448 (133 amino acids)
Source: RefSeq, a predicted model, not a curated record